UAACGUCGGGCUUCCGUUUUCCUGUUUGGGUGCCGCAGCUGGAAAAAAUGGCAGCUGACACAGGGAGAUACAGGAGUGCAGUUAGCAAAAACAAAGACCCUUCUGGCCUCCUUAUCUCUGUCAUACGGACUCUGUCCAGCAGCGAUGAUGUGCAGGACAGGGAAACAGAGAAGGGGCGCCUGGAAGAGGCCUUUGAGACAUGUGACAGGGAUUUAGAUGAACUGAUUGUUCAGCAUUAUGCUGAACUUACCACUGCCAUUAGGACUUACCAGAGCAUCACUGAGCGCAUUACCACCUCCCGCAACAAGAUCAAACAGGUGAAGGAGAACCUCCUGUCUUGUAAGAUGCUGCUCCACUGCAAAAGGGAUGAGCUGAGGAAGCUGUGGAUCGAGGGCAUCGAGCACAAGCACGUCCUCCAGCUGCUGGAUGAAAUUGAAAGCAUCAAGCAGGUACCUCAACGGCUGGAGGCUUAUAUGGCAAGCAAGCACUACCUUCAUGCCACGGAUAUGCUGGUGUCAGCCGUGGAGUCCUUGGCAGGCCCCCUGUUGCAGGUGGAAGGCCUUGGAGAUCUGCGUCUGGAGCUCCACAGCAAGAAGCUCAACAUCCACCUUGUACUGAUUGAUGAGCUACACCGACACCUCUACAUCAAGUCCACAAGUCGUCUGGGACACAAGAACAAGGACAAAAAUGCUGCUCGCCCUGCAGGCUCCACAGCCAAAGACACAUCUCCAAUGUUGGAUGUCAGCAGCCUGUCAACCCCGCGCAAGCUUUUGGAUUCAUCACAGUUCAGCACACCUGGAUCCAGCAGUGUGCGUGAGCUGCAGCAGGAUGUGCGUGAGUUGAACCAAGCGGACCUCCCUGAGGUGGAUCCAGAGGAGAACAGUGCUGAGUUCAUGGGCAUCCUCAUCAGGGCUCUGGCCAAGUUGAAGAAAAUCCCUGAGACCAUCAAAGCCAUAAUGGAGCGGCUGGAACCUGAGCUGAAACAGAUAGUCAAGAGGUCCACCACUCAGAUUGCAGACCACGCUUACCAGAGAGGAGAAAACCUGGCCCAGGAGAGUCAGCCAAGGCUGCUGCUGGAGCUGCUGGAGCUUCUGUUUGACAAGUUCAAGGCAGUGGCACAGGCUCACAGUGUCGUGUUGGCCCACCUGCAGCGGAUCGUGGUGCAGUGCCCAGGCAAGGCUCACGAAGAAGGCAUCAAGCUCUACGAGCAGGCUGACGUCUCUGCCAAGAUCCAGACAGUGCUGCAGGUUCUGCUUAUGGAGUAUCUGGAUGUGAAGAACAGCCGCAGUGCCACAGAGCCGUCUGCUCAGCUCUCCUAUGCCAGCACUGGCAGUGAGUUUGCUGCCUUUUUUGCGAAGAAAAAACCACAACGUGCCAAGCAGUCGCUCUUCAAGUUUGAAUCAUCUUCCCAUGCCAUCAGCAUGAGUGCCUACUUGAGAGAGCAGAGGCGAGAACUCUACAGCAAGAGUGGAGAAUUACAAGGUGGCGCUGAUGACAACCUAAUUGAGGGGGGAGAAAUGAAGUUUGUGUGUAAACCGGGAGCGAGGAACAUCACUGUGAUCUUCCAGCCUCUUCUCGGGUUCAUUCAGGAGAUAGAGAUGAACAUGGGGCCGGGCCAGGCCAAGCAGUGCCAGCUCCGAGCCUUCCUCACUUAUUACAUCAAUGACCUCUUCCUCAACCAGGUGCGAACAGAGAUCAACAAGGAAAUUGAGGCAGUGAGCAAGGCAGCUGACCCCUUGAAGAUCCUUGCCAGCGCUGAUACUAUGAAGGUUCUGGGUGUCCAGAGACCUCUGCUGCAGAGCACAGUGGUAGUGGAGAAGUCCAUCCAGGAUCUAAUGAGCUUAAUGCAAGACCUGAGUGCCUACUCCAACCAGUUCCUCGAGAUGGUUUGCGACAAGCUCAAAGAGUACAAGGAAAUCUGCAACACAGCCUACAGGGGUAUUGUCCAGUGUGAGGAGAAGCUCACCAUCAGUGCUUCCUGGUCUAAAGACGAAGACAUCAGUCGCCUGCUCCAGUCACUCCCUAACUGGGCAAAUAUGGCCCAACCCAGACAGACCCGACAAAAGAGAGAGGAUGAGGAGGACUUUACCCGGGCGGCUUUCGCUAAGGAGUCGGAGGUGCUGACCGGAAACCUAGGUGACAAGUUAAUCCCCCAGAAUGAGAUUCUGCGUGAUGUCAGUGACCUGAAGGCACUGGCCAACCUUCACGAGAGCAUGGAGUGGCUUGCCGGUCGUCUCAAAACGUUCUUCUGCAACUUUCCUCAUGCUUCCAAUGUGUCUCCAUGCUCAGCAGACAGCCAGUUGGUCGGUGAGAGCGAACGGAGCAGGGAGCACAUUCUUCAGACCCUGAGUGACCUGUCCAGGGGCUUUCAGGACAUUGCAGACCGCUGUCUCCUGGCAUUGCACCUGGAGGUCAGGGUGCAUUGUUUCCAUUACCUGAUCCCCCUGACUAAGCAAGGCAAUUAUGCCAUUGUGGCUAAUGUGGAGAGCAUGGACUACGACCCACUGGUGGUGAAACUGAACAAGGAUAUCUCAGCCAUAGAGGAGGCCAUGGGGGCCGCCCUGCAGCAGCACAAGUUCCAGUACAUCUUUGAAGGUCUGGGUCAUCUGAUCUCCUGUAUUCUCAUCAACGGGGCCCAGUACUUUAAGAGGAUCAGCGAGUCUGGCAUCAAGAAGAUGUGCAGGAACAUCUUUGUCCUCCAACAAAACCUCACCAACAUCACCAUGUCCAGGGAGGCUGACCUCGACUUUGCCAGGCAGUACUAUGAAAUGCUGUACAACACUGCAGAUGAGCUGCUGAAUUUGGUGGUGGACCAGGGUGUUCGCUACACUGAGCUGGAGUACAUCAACGCCCUGUCCUUACUCCAUCGCAGCCAGACAGGUGUAGGAGACCUGAGCACCCAAAACAUCCGGCUGCAGAGGCUGAAGGAGAUCAUCUGUGAGCAGGCCGCCAUCAAACAGGCCACCAAGGACAAGAAGAUCACUACAGUGUAACGAUAAAACAGGACAGGGUCCAUAUGGGGUGGUUGAGUUGCCUGGAAAUCAGAUAAAGAUAUUGAAAUCAUUUCCCAAUGAUGAAA
Molecule: messenger RNA, 3079 nt
Organism: Micropterus dolomieu (smallmouth bass)
Lineage: Eukaryota; Metazoa; Chordata; Actinopteri; Centrarchiformes; Centrarchidae
Gene: exoc4
Product: exocyst complex component 4
Exons: 20
Coding region: 48-2993 (981 amino acids)
Biological process (GO): exocytosis; chemical synaptic transmission; Golgi to plasma membrane transport
Cellular component (GO): growth cone membrane; synapse; exocyst
Source: RefSeq, a predicted model, not a curated record